AUGGAAGAAGCCGAUCCGUGUAUGGACUUGUAUCAAGUCCCUUCUUUUGUUGGAAGAGAGGAGGAACUGGGGGAGAUUGAUCGUGCCGUGGAUGGCAAUAAAAACACAAUGGGGUCAGCGGUAGUGAUCCUAGGUAUGGGCGGUUUGGGAAAGACGCAACUCGUUCACGAAUACUGCCGACGCUCUUUGGAAUCCGGCAAAUUCCAAGCCACUUUUUGGCUCGAUGCCUCUAGCCGGGAGUCUCUGCUGAGCAGCUACGAGAAAAUCGCAUCUCGAAUGACCCUUCCUGGAACCAGUUCCGAACAGGCAGAAUUAGUAGACCGAGUUAAAAAUGAAAUAUCGGGACUGGAUAUUCCCUGGGUGGCGGUGUUGGACAAUUUCGACUUCCCAUCUCGCAUUCCUGACAUCGGAGCAUUUAUACCGAUGGUACCUGCGCAACUUGGAACGGUCUUGGUAACAAGUCGCCAUCGGGGUGUAACUUGCUCGAAAGGUACCACCAUACUCCUGAACCAAAUGACGCAACAAGAAGCUUUGGACCUGUUUUUCCAACGACUAGGCUAUGAAAGAACCGAAGCCAGUCAAGCCCAGGCGAUUACCAUUCUUGGCCGAUUCGGGUCCUUGCCCUUGGCUAUAGAGCAAACAACCACCUUUAUCAAAACUCGACAACUUUAUCUCGCCACCUUCUUAGACCAAUACAAAACAUUCUCCAGAGAUGAGAUGUGGACGUCUGUCCCAUCUUGGUGGUGGGAUCGAAACACGCACCAAAGGGCAGGCUCAAAUGUAUACUUCAGUGUUCGGACAACUUUCGAACUUUCACUCCAGGAGACAGAGAAGGUCGUUAGUGGCUGUGAAGAUAUUUUGUCAUUUUUUGCAUUUUUUCACUCGUCCAAGCUUUCCGACGAGAUGGGAGUCGCGGCGGUUGACGCUGCAGAUGGUCAAAUGGAGCAUCUUUCAUGGGCGCAAAGUUGUCUGACAGAUGGUCUUUGGGACUCCAGCAAAUUUCGUGACAUGUUGUACUCGUUGCGUGCAAUCUCCCUCGUGCAGGAAUUCGAGGAUAGCUCCGGUUUCGUGUGUUUAUCUCUUCAUCCAGUGAUCAGAGAAUGGCUUCAAAUGAGACUUGGGGCGUCCCGGCGAAGUAUGUUUCUCAAAGCGGCGAUUGACGCCCUCACUGCCCUACUCCGGAAACAAUUCAAAAAUAUGGAUGUUUUGCCAUUUAGUCGCCGGCAGUGGCUACUAGCUCAUAUUGAAACCCUCAUUGAACACACGAACGAAACAAUCUCACAAGAAUUGAGUUACGAUUCAGUUGACACAAUGCUGAUGUUCGCCGCUUUCCUUGUCAAAUUUGAGCGAUAUGAGCUUGCUGAGAGACUUUAUUGCCAGGCAUUAGCGGCAGCCCGGGAAGAAAACCAUGAACCGUCUUAUUCCAAUCCCAGAGUGGCCUACAUAUAUGACCAGCUUGGUGGUUGCUUUUUCGAUCAGGUGAAAUAUCCCGAAGCUCGAGAUAUGUUUCUUCAAGCGAUCAAAACAAAAACAUCCACUCAGGGCAAAAACGAUCCUUCAGUCUUGAAAUCCAUGAAACAGCUUGGCACAGUCUACCGAAGGAUGGGACUACACGCAGCAAGCGCGAGGCUGUUGGAGUAUGUGGUCAAAAGAAUGUGGGAACUCAACGGAUCCAACGACACCCAGUACCUACAAGCAGCAAGCAAUUUGGCCGCCUUGUAUUUUGAUCAAGGUCACUUCCAGAAGGCGAUGGAACUUGUACAGCAAAUACUGAAUGCAAAAUUGGAGAACUGGGGAGAAUGUAACUCGACAUGCGCCACGAUGCGGUCUCUUGCACUCAUCAAGCUGGAAAUUGGAGACGACAUCGAGGCGGAGAGCCUUCUUUUACGUGCGUUAUUUGGACAGGAAAGGUUUCUGGGGCCAAUGCAUGCCAGUACGCUUUACACUGUGGAUUUGCUCGAGAAUCUGUAUGUGAGAUUGAAGAACGAGGAGGGCGCAAAGAAGAUGCGGGCCAAGUCUCAAGGGGAAGUAGGCUCAGGCAUUCUUCGAUCUUCGAGAUAUGGCACCAUUGAAAUUUGA
This is a messenger RNA of Penicillium soppii, 2079 nucleotides long. RefSeq lists its product as uncharacterized. The record is from RefSeq and is a predicted model, not a curated record. NCBI's taxonomy places the organism in Eukaryota, Fungi, Ascomycota, Eurotiomycetes, Eurotiales, Aspergillaceae. Gene Ontology annotation, molecular function: protein binding; ADP binding. Bases 1 to 2079 code for a protein of 692 amino acids. The transcript has a single exon.